CUCUACGUGUGGUCUGACCAUUGAAUUAACCAACCAGUUUCAUGCGUCUUAUGAUCAUUAAAUAUCAAACAACGACACGUAACUCAUUCGCUAUUAGCUUCUACUCAUUUCUGAAGUGGCUGAGGUUGUGUUGGAGAAAAUGGUCUCCAAAGUUUUUGUGCUAGGUGUCAUCACCUACUUACUGGCUCAAGCUUCUGCUCGUACACUUGAGGUUGAGAACGAUGAUGAAGGCAGUGAGGAAGGGAACAAGUCCUCAGUUGAAAGUAGGGAUGCCAAGGGCUCAGCUGAAAGUAGAGCUGCAGAGGGCUCAGGUGAAAGUACGUCUACAAAGUCCUCGGUCGAAAGUAGUGCUACAAAGUCCUCAGCUGAAAGUAGAGCUGCAGAGGGCUCAGAUGAAAGUAGGUCUACAAAGUCCUCGGCCGAAAAUAGUGCUACAAAGUCCUCAGCUGAAAGUAGAGCUGCAGAGGGCUCAGAUGAAAGUAGGUCUACAAAGUCCUCGGCCGAAAAUAGUGCUACAAAGUCCUCAGCUGAAAGUAGGUCUACAAAAUCCUCAGCUAAAAGUAGAGCUACAAAUUCCCCAGCUAAAACUAGGGCUGCAGAGGGCUCAGAUGAAAGUAGUGCUACAAAGUCCUCAGCUGAAAGUAGAGCUGCAGAGGGCUCAGAUGAAAGUAGGUCUACACAGUAUUCAGCUAAAAGUAGGUCUACAAAGUCCUCAGCUAAAAGUAGGUCUACAAAGUCCUCAGCUAAAAGUAGGUCUACAAAGUCCUCAGCUGAAAGUAGUGCUACAAAGUCCCCAGCUGAAACUAGGGUUGCAAAGGGCUCACAUGAAAGUAGGUCUACAAAGUCCUCAGCUAAAAGUAGGUCUACAAAGUCCUCAGCUGAAAGUAGUGCUACAAAGUCCCCAGCUGAAAUUAGGGCUGCCAAGGGCUCAAGAAAAGCCAACAAGCCCUUAUUUAAAAUGAGUGCUGAAGAUGAAAGGGAAGAAGAUGAAAGUGAAGAAGAUAAAAGUAAAUAUGAAAGUAAAGAUGAAGAAAACUCAAACGAAAGUGAGGGCGAAGAUGAAACAAAAGAAUCAUCAUCAUCCAAAUCUAAUGAGGAAGAAGAAGAGAUAGAUUAUGAUUGCGAAGUGAAUGGGAAGACACACAAGGACGGCGAAACCUUCACUCUUCCAGAAUCUAAUUGUAUCAAGUACAAGUGUGAAAAAGGCGAAUUCGCCAUCCAGGAAGAAGGCUGUGAACACAAGGGUGAGUGCUAUAAAGCAAACAGCAAGUUUGAUAAAGAUUGUGUCACGUACAGUUGUGUGAAAACAACGAAAGAUGACACAAGCUACUUUUCUCUUCAUGCCGAAACUAUCCAAUGCAAAGACGGAAAGGGAAAAUGUCACAAGAGUGGAACGCAUUUCAAAAACACAAUAAAAAAUGUCAAGUACAAGAAAUGUACGUGCAACGUUGUAGGGAAUAUGGCAAAAGUGUCCUGCAAAAAUUAACUACAAUUCAUGAAAAGGAAAUGACUCUUGUGUUGAUUUGAAAAUAAAUUAAAGAAUAAAAUGCUUGCAAAUCUUUAA
This is a messenger RNA of Physella acuta, 1564 nucleotides long. RefSeq names its product paternally-expressed gene 3 protein. The record is from RefSeq and is a predicted model, not a curated record. NCBI's taxonomy places the organism in Eukaryota, Metazoa, Mollusca, Gastropoda, Physidae.